This is a messenger RNA of Haliotis rufescens (red abalone), 3376 nucleotides long. Its product is annotated as AP-5 complex subunit beta-1-like. The transcript is spliced from 25 exons. Gene Ontology annotation, biological process: endosomal transport. The record is from RefSeq and is a predicted model, not a curated record. The coding region runs from base 8 to 2653 and encodes 881 amino acids. Gene Ontology annotation, cellular component: AP-type membrane coat adaptor complex; lysosomal membrane. Lineage: Eukaryota; Metazoa; Mollusca; Gastropoda; Lepetellida; Haliotidae.
GCUGAAGAUGUCUGCUAGUCGUAUUUCCUCGUCUGCUUUGGGCGAUAUCAGGCAAAUAGUCGCCAGUAUCAGACAGCAUGUUGCACAGGGAACGACUGAAAAGUUGAUUGAAGAUGAAAACUUUGUUUUUCAAAUGCUUAAAUUGAUGGUGGAAGAUGCAGUGGAUAUUGGAAUAAAAACAGAAUUCCUGAGGGUGCUUGAAGAUUGUGGGGGUGAUGUUCUGGACGCAAAGAGUAUAGAUGAGGUUGCUUCCAAUCUGUUUGGCAUCUUCCGUCAAUAUGAGAGUCGAGAUGACAGCACCAACUUUCUCACACAGCUUCUCAUCACUGUGACAACGUUAUUAGUCAGCAGUGAGAAUAUUCCAACUGAUCCAGCUGCAUCACUGAUAGAAAUCCUGUGGAGUAUAGCUGCCAGAGUGAAUGAUGUCGGCAACAGGAGACUGAGGGCUGUGGCAUGUCAGUGUAUGGUUCAGCUGGAGCUGACCUCACCGGGUGUGAUGUGGCGGUGGCGAGAUCGACUUGUUCAGGCAGUGAAGCAGGACCGGUCCGAUGUGUGUCAGGACUAUGUGACACUCCUAACAACUGUGCUCUACCAUGUGGCAGGUGAUAUUGGUGUACCUGAAAGUCCUAUUACCCCAGAUACUAGUCAGAGGGCCAGCAUGGAGAGGAUGGUGUCUGUUUCAGGUGGCCCUGGUGACACGCUGUCAGCUGUCUCCUUCAUCAUGGACCACAGCACCAUCUUCACCCCGGCAGGGCUGUGGGACAUCCUUGCCUCACUGUCUGGCAUUGUACAGCACUCUCCCGGCAUCUCACCAACAAUUUUUAAACCUCUAAUGCUUCACCAUAUGGCCACUCAGGACCCUUGCCUUAUGCACAUUGUUCUCUAUCUACAGAGAGAGUACUCAGGGGAGAUCCUGACAUCAUCUGAGGAGAAAUUACUGAUGACAAGGCUAGUGACAGCUGUCAAUCAAAAAUCCAUAAGCCCUGCCCACAGGCUCAUAUUUCUUCAGUGGUUGAAAGGAUACUGCCUGCUGGAGGAUGAGGAAGACAGCACUGUUAUGGGUCACGUGAGAGAAAAGCUGUCGUGGAGGCUGCUACCGUCAGUAUUUGACUCAGUCGACCUCCAUGUUGGGAAGGUGACCGCCCUGAACAUCUGCACCCAACUUCAGGCAGACACAGGUUCCGAGGAGCUGUCCCUCCUGCUGUCUAGCCUCACUUACUUAAAGAAGUUGACUGUUUGUACUGGUGAACACAAGGUGGCUGUCUCACUAUACCGCUGUCUCUACAACAUCCAGGCCAAACACUGCUCACAGGAUAUAGCCACAAACAUUAUCAAAAUCUGCCAGACAGUACUGAGCAGCUACCCGAGGCUGAUCCCCCUGGUGCUUAACUUCCUGCAGUGUGUGCGAGACCAGGCUGCAGACACUGUGGUGUACUUGAAUAUCCUGUCCUCCCUACACAAGCAAGUACUGUCAUCGCCUGCCGAAGAUGUUCUCAGACAGUUUCAGUUCUACCUCCUUGUCCUGAAGACAUCAGCUAAAGAGGCAGAUAUCAGCCCACUUCCUACAAUGACGUACCUCCUGUCUGUGGCGGAGCGGGCUGUUAGUUUGGACCAGUGCAGCUGGCACCUUGGCAAUGCUAUACUGGCUGUUGUUAGAAGUGUACUGCUGAACCAUCCCACAGAAGGAAUCUUCACGGAACUUGGCGACCUGCUCCAUGAAACCAUGCGACACUUCUUGGACAUUGACGUUCAGGACAAGGCCAGAUUCUACUAUGCUCUCCUCACUGGGGCUGCUGACAAGAAGAUCCGGGAUGUAUUGAGUGAUGCCAUGCAGGGCGGCCGUGUGACAGAACAGACCUUCUCUUCACUGCUGCCUGGGUCAAUGAACACACCCAUGAGGACAGAACUACACCAGGUGAAACAGCCAAUAUUCCAGUGGGAGAGGUUAGGCCUACUGCCUGAAUUCAAAAGUGAAACCAGUUUCACCUUCAGCAGUGAUGUGUCAAGUUACUACCAGUGGUUAGAUACCCUGACUGUCUCACUGCAGAUCACACACAGUCUACAAGUGCUACAGAUGAGCCAGUUUGACACACUACACGCUUUGUCCAUCAAGGUAGAUACCAGCAACGUCUACAGACAACACAAAGAUAUUCAUGUGGCCUUCAUGAACAGACAUGACACAAAACAGCUCAGUGUAGAACUACAACCAACCUUACCAGACCCUGCUAGCUUUGACACAAGUGCUAUGUUUGCCUCGUACAAGAAUGACACGUACUACUGUAGACUGCCCACCACAGACAUCAGCUUCGAGGACUUGCUCCUGCCCUACCCUUGGACACAUGUUGGACUCGAGGAACAGAACAAGUCAUUAUUCUUCUCCAGUCUCUGGGAUCACAUUACUGGCUGUUCAGAUCCUCGGGAAGGCCUGCAGUCAGUGAAGAUAGUGUCAUGUCCUCUGAAGAAAUUACAACAGGAAUGGGACAGGUUCCGCCUUGGACCUGAUAAAACAUCGUAUCUCAUCUUUCUACCUGCCAGAUAUCAUCUGCUGUUCAAGGUUCAUGAGAGACAAGAUAACUUAGUGGUUUCCAUAGCAACUGAUUACUGGAAAAUACUCCCUCAUGUUAAUGAAUACCUGGCCCAGCUUGAUUCAUAGAGUACCUAUGGUCAAAUUAAGUUGUGAGAACAUUGUAACUUGAAGCUACAAGUUUACCUAACAUAUGCAAAAUGAUCUUCCUUUUGAGUUAACCAAGACAUGGUUUAAGGAGGCCAUAUACAUGUAUUGCCACCACUGGAUUUAGGUUAAGAAAUUUAACAAAAACUGAUUUUCAGACAUUGAAUUUCAACUUUAACAAAUUAUUUCCCUUUAGUUUCUGAAUGUCACAUUUGGGUGUUCUCUCAUUUUGUUUAGAACAAAGAAAAUUUAAUAUUUUUUUGUCGUAGGGCAUUGGUUAAGGCAUUCACUUGUCACACCAAAAAUUCAGGUUCAAUUCCACACUUGGGUAAUGCGUGAAGCCCCUUUCUGGUAUACACCAGCCCUCAUAUGGCUGGAAUGUUGCUAUAAUAGGCGAAAGCCUACACACUCACCUACUCUGUCCAAACCCAGAUGUAAGGACACAACUGAAGUGGGUAAAGGAUUAUUGAUUUGAUCAUGUGAAAAUUGAAUCAGCAGUUUCUUAAACAUAUUGCUGUAGAUUGAUUGUGUUUCUUUAUUGUAAUAGCAUUAUGAUAAUAUGAAUAUUUUUUCCUGAGGUAUAAAAUGUGACAUGUGCAAUUUAAUCAAAGGUGCUGUGAUAUGUAAAGAAUGUAACAUGUAUGAAGGUUGAACUGAUGUAUUGAUCUUCUUGAAGGCAUUCCAAGAUAUAAAUAAUAUUUUCUA